UUCCAGUUUCUAAAAUUUUGUUUAUAACUUUAUACUAUCUAUUAUCACUUUUAAAAAUGUGCAUAUCAUUGAUGUUGACAUAAUCUCCUAUUUGAUUUUCUAUAGUGACUAUAUUUUGACAUUCAUUUUACAACAGACAAAAUAUUUCGAUUCAUCAAUUUCUAAAUGAGAUAAUACGUUCUUUAUCAACAGUAAUUACAAAAUGUUAACUCUGGAUAUAAACAGAACGUCGCAAAGUCAUUUUACUACCUGAAUUCAUUAUUUUGAUUAUAUUUGUAGUUCAAUUAAUACUAGGCAACACACAUAUCACAAGAGUGCACUUUGCUUCGGUUGCCCCGCUCUAUCCUAACUUUUCGUACCUUUUCUUAUCUAUACUUAUUGGGUAGCUUGGUUUUUGUUCAUUAUAAGUAUUAUUAUUAAAAUAAAAUCUCUAUAACCUAUCGUUUUGUCUGUUAUAAAAUAGAAGAAGUAUGUCAAUUGUUCGAGUUUCCAUCUACAUCUAUUUGGAAUAUUCAUGAAUCAUCAAUCAAAAAUAACAUAAGUUUUGCCCAAUUUUGAGGUCGAAAAAUAUUCAGGUAUCAUUAUAUAUUUUUCAAAUAUUUAGCUCGUGAAAUUAUUCUGCUAAAAUCAAUCCAUAUGAUAAGAGCUCUUCAAUUCCAAAAAAAGAAGAAGUAGUGUGACAGUUUUCAUUCUAAUUGUUUAUAUUUUCGUUUUUUGUCUCAAUAAGAAAUAUUUUAACAAAAAUAAUAGUUUAUUCAGACCUAAAGUGAGCAUAUAUAUUUUGUUUAUCAAAAAAUCUGAGUUUAUUAUUUUGUUUAAGAACUAAAUUCAUUACGUGUAAGUAAAUUAUAAACAAAACAUAAUUGUAAUGUAAUGUCUUCACUAAAAUAUAGAAAAACUGGAACGAUCGCUCUAACGCGAGAAACAUCGUUAAACUAAGCCUCCGCGUUGUAAUUUUGUAAAAUUUGUAAAAAUGGUUAAAAGUUGUAGUGCUUAUAAGUGUAAUAACGUGUGGAGCCCAAAUCAAGACAUCCAAUAUCACAGAUUUCCCUUGAAGAACCCCCCUCUUCUAGAACAAUGGAUAAAAGCGGCUAGAUUAGAAAAUUUCACCCCGACACCUCAUACCCUUAUAUGUAGUCAACACUUCAAUAAAGAAGAUUAUUCAGAAUCAACUGCUUUCAAAAAAAGAUUAAAAUCUAAUGUAGUACCUUCGGUAUUUAGUUUUCUGGAGUCUCGGCAAAAUAAAUCUAAUCAAAUAAAAUUGGGCAGAGCUCAGGAUCUUGAUGUGGAGACUAAAAUUAUGGGCUUAGUCGAGGACUCAUCCGGAUUAAUAACCAUGGAUCAUGCAUAUGCAGCACAAAAAAAUGUUGUAGUUAAAAUUGAAAACGAUGAUAGUGAAAUGUUUACCCCCAAUGAAACGAUAGAUUCAAGUUAUAUAAAAUCAGAAGAUAUUUCGAUAAAAAGUGAGAUAAAUGAUGAAGAUACAGAUUUAAAUUCAUCACUAUGUCAAUAUGAAUUUGAUACAGUUCAUAUUAAAAAGGAAGAAUCGCUAGAUACAACUGAACAGAGUGAAGGAGAUAAGAUAAGUCAUGCAUUAGUAAAGGAUGAAUUUGAAAUAACUAAACAAAAAAUUACUAUAUUAACAGAAGAAAAUAAUUUACUAAAAGCUGAAAAUGAAUUAUUAAAAUCAGAAUUGCACCAAUAUUCUGAAUUAAAAGCAGAAACGGUUGAGUUAAAAGAAACAAUUAAGUCAUAUCAAGCAGAAUUAUCGGCGUUUGAUGAUCUCAAACGUUACCAUCAGCAAAUCGAAAAUCAGAUAAUUCGAUUGAAAACCAAAAUGACAGAUUUUUCAGAAAACAUUAUACCUUCCAUGAAAAAAAAUCACUUCAAAGAAGUCCAACAGUUGAAAAAUGAAGUAGAAUCAAAAAAUAAGUCACUAUUGAGCCUCAACAAAGAAAUAAAUAGAUUAGUGAAGUGUAUAAAUAAUAUUAACAAAAAACUGACUUCGGUGAAUGAAACAAACAGGAAUAACUACUUGAAACAAUCUCAUAGAGCAGACGAAUACGAAGCGAAAUGGAGAAAAGCCGUUGAAAAUCAAAAGGACGUGGAAAGUGCGUUGAAAUUACGGGAAAAUGAGCUGUCGAAAACGAAGCAAGAAUUGAGUAACUUAGUUCGAACUUAUACGGCUUUAAUAGAUACGUAUGGGAAUUGUUUGAAACACAACGAAGAAUUGAGAUUGGAUUUUGGUGAAUUGAAAAAAAAAUUUAAUGAUAAAGUUGAAGCAAACAGAAAUUUGCGUGAAGAAUUGAACCAAGCUCAUAAUAAAAUUAGUGAACUAUAUCCUUGUAAAUAUUGUGGAUUGUGAUACUACUCUAUUUCGUUUUGUUAAAAUAAAUGUAUACAAGGAGAAGAGAA
Messenger RNA from Diorhabda carinulata, 2415 nucleotides. RefSeq names its product THAP domain-containing protein 5-like. Lineage: Eukaryota; Metazoa; Arthropoda; Insecta; Coleoptera; Chrysomelidae. The record is from RefSeq and is a predicted model, not a curated record. Bases 974 to 2365 code for a protein of 463 amino acids. The transcript has 5 exons.